Penicillium angulare is the source of this 1314-nucleotide messenger RNA. RefSeq lists its product as uncharacterized. Lineage: Eukaryota; Fungi; Ascomycota; Eurotiomycetes; Eurotiales; Aspergillaceae. Bases 1 to 1314 code for a protein of 437 amino acids. The transcript is spliced from 3 exons. The record is from RefSeq and is a predicted model, not a curated record. Gene Ontology annotation, biological process: transmembrane transport. Gene Ontology annotation, molecular function: transmembrane transporter activity. Gene Ontology annotation, cellular component: fungal-type vacuole membrane.
AUGUCUUUAGAUGUCGAAAAGGGCCCAGCCCCCCCAAGCCCCGAGCCUGCCUUCUCGCCUGAUGAUUCUCCCGAUUCUGGCACGGAAAAGCAGAUCGCAACACCACCCCCUCCGCCUAAUGGAGGUGUUGUUGCAUGGCUACAGGUUGUAGGGGCUUUUUUCUUGUUCUUCAAUUCUUGGGGUGUCGUCAACACUUUUGGCGUCUUCCAAAGUUACUAUGAAGUUACGCUUCUCCCCGGGUAUUCUGCAUCGUCAAUCUCAUGGAUCGGUACCGUCCAAGGAUUUCUAUUGUUCGUCGUCGGAGUGGUUGUUGGUCCUGCUUUUGACAAGGGUUACCUGAAGACGUUGAUUGCUCUGGGAACUUUCCUCGUGGUCUUUGGGUUGAUGAUGACCUCUCUGGCAACUGAGUACUACCAGGUCUUCCUCGCCCAUGGUGUUGCGGUCGGAAUUGGCUGUGCUUGUCUUUUCCUUCCUAGUGUAGCUACUGUUGCAACCUACUUUUCGACAAAGAGAGCUUUGGCCACUGGAAUCGUAGCUUCAGGAGGAAGUAUUGGCUCGGUGAUCUUCCCCAUCGUCUUCCACAGACUCAUCGGCCCUCUUGGUUUCGGCUGGACAACCCGUGUAAUCGGCUUCAUCGCACUCGGGGGUCUUCUCUUCUCGCUUGCCGUGAUGAAAACGCGUUUGCCGCCAGCAAAGCAAGCCAGAAAGAUCAUCGACCCCUCCGCCUUCAAGGAGCCGCCAUUCAUGAUCCUAAGUGUAGCCUUGUUUUUCGCUUUCAUCGGCCUAUACUUCCCCUUCUUCUACUUGCCCACAUUCCUGAGUGACUACCUGAACGCCAGCGAGAACAUCUCCUUCUACAUUAUCGCCAUUCUCAACGCCGCGUCUGUCUUCGGACGAAUCACCCCGGGUCUUCUCGCUGACCGGGUCGGUUCCAUCAACACGAUCAUUCCAAUCAGCCUGAUCGCCUCCGUCUUGGCCUUUGCAUGGAUUGGAAUCCAUAAUGAGGCGGGCACAAUCGUCUACUCGAUCAUCUAUGGAUAUGCGUCCGGAGCUAUCGUCUCCUUGCCACCCACGAUUCUCGCCAAGAUCUCUCCGAACUUGAGCAUCGUGGGUACACGAAUGGGAAUGUGCUUCACAUUUGCUGGUGUGGGUCUUUUGAUUGGAAAUCCUAUCGCAGGAACACUGCUAGAUUUGUCGAACAAAAUAUUCUGGAAGGCGCAGCUGUUCAGUGCAGUCACUGUGGUCGCGGGUUCCGCCUUGUUCAUCGUGCUGCGGAUUGUCAUGGGCAAGAAGAUUGGCGGCGUGAAAAUGUAA